GAGGAGACAUUUUCAGAUCGUCGACGGCGACACACUCCCUCCUCUACUUUUUUCUCUUGUGGUUUCUGGAGAUACAGAGAAACCAUGGCGGAUGAAGAAGAUGAGUUCGCGGAGGCGGAACUGAGUUACGACCAGAAGAAAGAGAUCGCCAAGUGGUUUCUCCUCAACGCUCCCGCCGGCGAAAUCAAUUACGUCUCCAAAGAUUUGAAAGCGGCUUUGAACGACGAGGAUGUGUACAGUGAGGCGACAAGGGAGGCUUUUCCAGUGUACAACAAGUCUCAUAUGAUUUGCCUCGAAAUGCCCGGUAGGGCUGGCGAUGUUAUCAUUUCAUCAUAUAGUGAAAUUAGAGAUUAUGAGUACUUUGAUCCUAGAACUGCCCAGGUUGCGGUUGUUGAUCAUGUUAAACAGGUUUGUACAAAGGUGAGGCCUGCAGAUGACGAAGAACUUCCAUCUCCAUAUGUCGAGGAGUAUAGAUAUGCUCUUGAUGCUGAAGUCCAAAGAUAUGUCAGUGAAGCUUAUCCUAAAGGCGUUUGCUCUGUUUACUGUGUUAAUGGAAAGGAUGCCGAAGGUCCAGGGUCUGACUUUGAGCUUGUUGUGGUGGUUUCCGCUAUAAAACUUAGUCCACAGAACUUUUGUAAUGGGAGUUGGAGAUCUAUAUGGAAUAUCGACUUCCGGGAUGAAUCCCAGGUGCUGGAUAUAAAAGGGAAAUUGCAGGUGGGAGCCCAUUAUUUUGAAGAGGGAAAUGUGCAAUUAGAUGCGAGAAAUGAAUUCCAGGAUUCGACAAUUUUUCAGUCUCCAGAUGAUUGUGCGGUGGCAGUAGCCAACAUUAUACGGCACCAUGAGACAGAGUACCUUGCAGCUCUAGAGGUAUCCUACUCGAGGCUGCCCGAUAACACGUUUAAGGAUCUGAGGAGGAAACUGCCGGUGACAAGAACGUUGUUCCCGUGGAGAAACACGUUACAGUUCAGCCUUACCAGAGAAGUUGAGAAAGAACUCGGAAUUGGCAAGUCUCUCUCCCCUCCACCUCAAUAACGCCUUCUCUUCCCUCUUUCUUCUUCUUCUUCUCCUUGUUUGUUCAUUGUCUUUAAAAGAUUUGUUGUCUGUUUCCUUCUCAUCUCAUUUCUAUCAAAUUGUUUGUUUGUUUUUUUGGGGUUUGGUCUCCCUCGUUCUUCUUCC
Molecule: messenger RNA, 1176 nt
Organism: Tarenaya hassleriana
Lineage: Eukaryota; Viridiplantae; Streptophyta; Magnoliopsida; Brassicales; Cleomaceae
Product: F-actin-capping protein subunit alpha
Exons: 10
Coding region: 85-1032 (315 amino acids)
Biological process (GO): actin cytoskeleton organization; barbed-end actin filament capping
Cellular component (GO): actin cortical patch; F-actin capping protein complex
Molecular function (GO): actin filament binding
Source: RefSeq, a predicted model, not a curated record